This is a messenger RNA of Dibothriocephalus latus, 1323 nucleotides long. Lineage: Eukaryota; Metazoa; Platyhelminthes; Cestoda; Diphyllobothriidea; Diphyllobothriidae. The record is from the annotation of a GenBank genome assembly.
CUGAACAUGGGAGCCUCGCUUGCUGAACGCCUUGAAAGUAUAGCCAAUGAGAAGAAGUUGACUGUUCCCCAAGUGAAACGUCUCCUCAAGGCUGUCCUGACCAACGAGGAUGUUGUGGACGCGUUCAGACACUAUAUGGAUGGUCAACUGGCAUUACUUGAGCCGGAGACCGGUGAGCCGUCUUCUGCCACUCGGAGACAGGCCCAUCUCUUGGGCGUCGACCCGACGGCUCUCAGUCGUUGCUCUGAUGAUCCUGACAUCGAAAAUCCGAUUGUGCACCGGGUGCUAACAAGGUCAGUGGCGAAACAAAUUCGCUCCAAGGAUACGGGAAAGGCUAAACCAUCCAGAGGCGGCAAGACCCGAUGCACCCUUCAAGAUAUGGUAUUUCCCGAUGACGAUGAUGAUGUUGCUGCUGCCGCUGGUGACUCGAACACCGCCAAUGCUCCUGCCGCUACUGCUGCUGCUGCUGAUCAAUACGAUUCCGACUACCAGCCGACUGCCGCGGAUAUGGAAAUUCUACAGCUGGACAGACUGUACGACCGCUUGCCUGAUGAGCCUGAUGUCGGUCUCCUCUCCGCAGGGAGUGAGGAGGAGGAGGAGCAGGCAGAGGCGGAAACUAGCUUGGAGAUCCCGUUGCCGGCUGAUUCUUCCCGACUGAGCGGAGAGGAUGACGGUGGUGAUGAUGAUGUCGAUGGUGGAGGCAGCGGUCCUCGUCACCAUUACUUCACACGCUCAUGUAAAGGCAAGGCAUCAACUAAUGAGGACCUUUUGGACACACCGAUUUGGAUCCGAGAAGAGGUUGAGACUUUUGAUCCACUCUUGCAAGACGGUGACAAUAAGGAAAAAGGCGCAGCGGAUGAGACUGUCUGCCGCGAUGAUGAGACCCCAAACAAAGAGGACGUAGACAGGCCGCUUCAGACUGAGACCGUAUGCAUUUAUGAAAAGCCGUUACCACCCCAGAAAUCGAUACCGGGUAUGGAUGAGUCCUUCCCGACUGAUCCAGAGGAUAACAUCUACAGCAGCUUUCUACGUUCGCUCUUCUCGCCUGACGUCACCCCGCCUAAUGACAACUCUGAGAUGCCAGGAGAAUCCAAUAUUUUCCUCGGCCAAUCAAACUUUGGCGGGCUUGCUAGCCCUGACAAUUUUCUCGCCACUCCAGUCUUUCGACCUCAUGGCGAACGUUGGAAUACCGACGAAUUUGAUGACCCGGACUUCGAUGUUAUGGCAGAAAUCGACAAUGUCUGCAGCGAGGACCUUUUUGAUGAGUUGCGCAACGACAGGGCGGUCCGUGUUUCAAAGAUAGAAGCCAAAGUAGGCAUUUGA